UAUUAUCCACCGGGAACCGCCCAAUGUCAAUGUCCCCGUCCCUCUCAACCCUUCACCUCCACCAAAACUGGCCGACUCGGAGCCUCUCAGGCGACGCUGCUGACCCUGGAUUGACGUCGCAAACACCGACACCAUGGCCAUUGCCAUGGGCUGGCAGAAACCCGACAAUGUCGCGGGCUCGUCGGCGCCGGCCAUCAUGGUCGGCCUCUUCGUGGCCUCGGGCGGGUUGCUGUUCGGCUACGAUACCGGGGCCAUCAACGGUAUCCUCGCCAUGACCGAGUUUAAGGAGCAGUUCGGAACAAAGUGCUACGACAGCAACCACAAGCUCGAAAUCUGCACCGAGGACUCGUCCAUCAUCGUCGCCAUCUUGAGCGCCGGCACUGCCCUCGGCGCUCUGCUGGCGGCCCCGGCUGGCGACUCGCUCGGCCGCCGCAAAACCCUCCUCCUCGCCGUCGCAAUCUUUUGCAUCGGCUCCAUCUUUCAGGUCUGCGCUCAGGCCACUGACAUGUUGUUGGCCGGCAGGUAUGUCGCGCUUCUCCACUCAGAUAACCGCUGUUAACCACUCCUCUAGAUUCC
This is a messenger RNA of Ilyonectria robusta, 576 nucleotides long. RefSeq lists its product as uncharacterized. Gene Ontology annotation, cellular component: membrane. The record is from RefSeq and is a predicted model, not a curated record. Gene Ontology annotation, molecular function: carbohydrate:proton symporter activity. Gene Ontology annotation, biological process: carbohydrate transport; transmembrane transport. The transcript has 2 exons. NCBI's taxonomy places the organism in Eukaryota, Fungi, Ascomycota, Sordariomycetes, Hypocreales, Nectriaceae. The coding region runs from base 134 to 559 and encodes 141 amino acids.